Molecule: messenger RNA, 2874 nt
Organism: Colius striatus (speckled mousebird)
Lineage: Eukaryota; Metazoa; Chordata; Aves; Coliiformes; Coliidae
Gene: KHDRBS1
Product: KH RNA binding domain containing, signal transduction associated 1
Exons: 9
Coding region: 317-1612 (431 amino acids)
Biological process (GO): regulation of alternative mRNA splicing, via spliceosome
Cellular component (GO): nucleus
Molecular function (GO): mRNA binding; poly(A) binding
Source: RefSeq, a predicted model, not a curated record
CUCGACGUCGCGCAGCCGGAGCGGCCGCGGCCUCUUCCCACACGCAUGGCCUCUCCCUACCGCCGCCGCCACCACCACGGGGCUCGGUACCGGGCAUGCGUCCGGUGACGGCGCCUCGUUGGCGGUGUCGGGGUCGGUGACGCAGAGCCGCGCGGGAGCCGGCGCUGAGGGGACACACACACCCCGCAGGCGGCAGGGGGCGGUCCUUCCGGGCCCUCACUUCCGGCGCUGGUGCUGCGGCGGACGGUGUGGCAGCGCCGCUCGUGCCGCUCCGCGCCCGCCCCGCACCGCCCCCCCCACCCCCCCCCCCCACCGCAUGCAACGCCGCGACGACCCCGCCGCCCGCAUGGGCCGGGGGCCGGGCCCUGGCGGUGCUCGGCAAGGGGGACCCCAACAGAGGCGGCCGCCCCGUGGCGGUGGGGGCCGAGGGGCCGGUAGCGGGGCGCAGCAGCCGCCGCCGCUGCUGCCGCCCGGCUCUGCGGGCUCCGGCUCGGCCGGUCAGGGCGGCGGUGCCAACGCUGCCCCGCUGCUGACCGGGUCCGGUGGCAAGAUGGAGCCCGAGAACAAGUACUUGCCCGAGCUGAUGGCCGAGAAGGACAGCCUCGACCCGUCCUUCACGCACGCCAUGCAGCUCCUCACAGCAGAAAUUGAAAAAAUUCAGAAGGGUGAAACAACAAAGAAGGAUGAGGAAGAGAACUACCUGGAUUUAUUUUCCCACAAGAAUAUGAAACUGAAAGAACGAGUUCUGAUACCUGUCAAACAGUACCCCAAGUUCAAUUUUGUUGGAAAGAUUUUGGGACCUCAAGGCAACACCAUCAAGAGACUUCAGGAAGAAACUGGUGCUAAGAUAUCUGUGCUUGGGAAGGGUUCAAUGCGAGAUAAAGCAAAGGAGGAAGAGCUGCGUAAAGGGGGAGAUCCUAAAUACGCUCAUCUAAACAUGGAUUUGCACGUCUUCAUUGAGGUUUUUGGACCCCCUUGUGAAGCGUAUGCUCUGAUGGCUCACGCCAUGGAGGAAGUCAAGAAGUUCCUCGUUCCAGAUAUGAUGGAUGAUAUCUGUCAGGAGCAAUUCUUGGAGCUCUCCUAUCUGAACGGUGUGCCGGAGCCAAACCGUGGCCGAGGAGUCCCUGUGCGGGGAAGGGGAGCAGCUCCACCGCCACCUCCGCCGGUUCCAAGGGGCCGUGGUGUUGGGCCUCCCCCUCCUCCUCCUCGGGGGGCUCUGGUGCGAGGAGCCCCGGUACGAGGGGCCAUCGCCCGGGGAGCUGCCGUAGCCCGCGGGGUUCCUCCUCCCCCGGCCGUGCGCGGUGCUCCCGCACCCAGAGCGCGUGCAGCUGGCAUCCAGAGAAUACCCCUUCCUCCUCCUCCUGCUCCAGAAACCUAUGAGGAAUAUGGCUAUGAUGAUGCCUAUGCAGACCAGAGCUAUGAGGGCUAUGAAGGCUACUACAGCCAGGGCCAAGGGGACACAGAAUACUAUGAUUAUGGACACGGGGAGGCACAGGAAACCUAUGAAGCUUAUGGGCAAGAUGACUGGAACGGAACCAGGCCCUCCCUGAAGGCCCCGCCGGCCAGGCCAGUGAAGGGGGCCUACAGAGAGCACCCAUACGGACGUUAUUAAAAAACAAACAUGAGGGAAAAAUAUCAGUUAUGAGCAAACAGUUGUUACUGAUUCUUGUAUCUCCCAGGAUUCCCGUUGCUUUACCCACACCAGACAAGUAAUUGUCUAACUGUUUUUCUUCGUGGCCCUUUUUCUCCCACUCCAUCCUCACCCUGCAUUCUGGCUUCUGUACGUAGUAUUUUAAGAUGAGUUUUAAAUAGACUUAGAGGAGCGACUUUAAGUUCUUUUUAUCCCUUUUUUUUUUAAGUGUGUAGAUGGCUUUUCUUUCUUUGUUGUUUAGAUCAACACAAACUGUACCUUUUUUAAUUAAAAAGAAAACACACAAAAAAGAGUUAAAGCUGUUAGUUUCCAACGGGACGUGCUUCUUGCUUAGCAGUUAUGAAAUUAUGGGUUUUUAUAAGUUUGGUUUGAUUAAGGAACCCCAUAAAAGUUGUAGUUGCAGAAUCCCAAAGUAGGCUACAUUUCAAAAUUCAGGGCUGUUUUUAAGAGCUAAAAUCACAGAGUUAACGGUAGUGGCUGCCACCGUUUAAAAGGAACCUCAGCUGUCAAACCUUUCCUUAAAAGCAAGAUUGCUGGUGAAUCUUAAAGCUUACAUUUUAAGAUGAAGGAUCCUCUAACGAAUUAAAUAGCAUUGUUUUAAAGGUCAUUGACUUUUAAAGAACCAAAAAAGUAAAAAUUAGGUGUGUAAAAUUGACUUUUCUGACGUGGGUUUUGAAAUCUAGCCCCAAAACAGGCGGUGUUGAGAGGUGCUUGGGAAGCAGGAUGGCAAGUGCAAAGGGGUUCGUAGCGUGGUUCUAGAUGAAGAACUCUUAAAGGGGAAAAACAAUCCAAUGAAAGCUCUAACUGCCUAGUGUCUGAUACCAGAAAACAAAAGAGUAUUCCGUGAUAGGCCUGUGUAAAAUUACAGUCUUCUCAUUUCUUUUUUAUAGUGCUUGGGGCAGAUAACACAGAGCAAGUUAAAAACUGGCAGGAUGGCCGAUGUUAGCAAUCCCAUUGACUCGUUCAAGUGCAUCUCAACACGAGCUUUGCAUAAAAAGGGACACUGCAGCUGAAAAAAACAAAACCAAACCAAACCAUGAGGGGAAAAAACAAAAAGUCACUUUGUACAUAGGAUAAAGUCCUAAUUGGAUUUGUACACUGUCCUCCCACUCUGUUCCUGAAGAUUAAAUGCUACAUGUGUAAGUCUGCCUAAAUAGGUAGCUAAAACUUGUCAAAAUGUCUGCCGCAGUUUGUCAAUAAAGUUCAGUCCUUUUUUAAUCAAA